Aureobasidium pullulans EXF-150 is the source of this 1607-nucleotide messenger RNA. RefSeq names its product splicing factor 3A subunit 3. NCBI's taxonomy places the organism in Eukaryota, Fungi, Ascomycota, Dothideomycetes, Dothideales, Saccotheciaceae. The record is from RefSeq and is a predicted model, not a curated record. Gene Ontology annotation, biological process: mRNA splicing, via spliceosome. Gene Ontology annotation, cellular component: spliceosomal complex; nucleus. Gene Ontology annotation, molecular function: zinc ion binding; RNA binding. The transcript has 2 exons. The coding region runs from base 23 to 1531 and encodes 502 amino acids.
UCACAUACACACAUUAACCACCAUGCUGUUAGAAGACUUGCGCAAUACGAGGGAGGACCUUGAGCGUCUCGAGCAGGCCAUAGCCGAGCGCUCGCUUGAAGAUCCCAAACAUAUUCGAGACCGCCUACAAAGAGACCACCAAAUCGCUGCCUUCCUCGAUCGCAUAAAGUCGCAAUCAAAUCGCGCAGUCGACCUGUACAAAGACAACGAUGGCAGUCGCUUACGCGAAGUCCAAUCCAUCUCGACCGGCGACACAUUCGACGAGUUCUACAAGCAACUAAACCACAUUAAAGACUUCCACAAGCGCUACCCAAACGAGCCUGUUGAGAACCUCGAGCGCGCAUACAAGCGCAGAGCUGUUGGAGAAGAUGCCCCCUUCCCAUCCGAGAUCGACACCAUGUUCACUGGAGAGGAGGCCUUUGGUCGCUACUUCGACAUGAACGCCCUGCACGAGGAUUACAUCAACCUGCCUGGUUCAAAGAGGCGCAUCACAUAUCUGCAAUAUCUGGACACAUUCGACGAGUUUGAUGGCAUGUCCAGACCGGAAAAGCUGAAGGAUCAAUACUUCCAAUACCUUGGAAACCUGGCUACAUACCUUGAAAGCUUCAUGCGCCGAAUCAAGCCUUUGGAGGAUCUGGAUAGACUAUUCCUCAGCUUCGACGAGGACUUUUUGAAACUCUGGGAAAAGGACGAAGUGCCCGGCUGGCAACUCAACACAAAAUCAACAUCAGACGCACCAGCAACAGAAGGUACAGGCGAGGGAAUGUGGUGCCCGGACUGUGAGAAGGAGUUCAAGAACGACAACGUCUACAAAGGCCACUUGACAGGAAAGAAGCACAUCAAAAACGCAGAAGCAAGAAAACAACGCGCCGCAGACGGAGAAGCCGCAUCCACAAAUGGUAGCGCCAACACAGCAGCAGCUUCAAUGCACCGCUUAAAAGAAAAGGCCGUGGCCGAACGCGAACACCGCAUCCGUAAACUGGCUGCUGCCAUGCAAACCGAGCGCUCCGACACUCGCGCCAACGUCGAACGCAAACAAGGCAUGACAGACAAGGAACGCCAACAAGAACUCGCAGCCCUCUACGCCGAGUCCAUGGACCUCGCCUCCGCAGACCCUCAGGCCGACGACCCCGAACAAGACGAAGAAGGCAAAGUCUACAACCCGCUAAAACUCCCCCUGGGCUGGGACGACAAACCCAUCCCUUUCUGGCUCUACAAACUGCACGGCCUAGGCGUCGAAUUCCCCUGCGAAAUCUGCGGCAAUUACGUCUACAUGGGCCGCAGAGCAUUCGACAAGCAUUUCGGAGAAGCCAGACAUUUGUACGGGUUGAAGCGAUUGGGCAUCACCAAUUCGAGUAUGUUUAGGGAUGUGACGGGUAUUGAGGAGGCGACCGAGUUGUGGAAGAAAUUGCAGGGGGAUAGGAAGGUGGAGAGUACGGCUAGUGAUCAGGUUGUGCAGAUGGAGGAUGGAGAGGGCAAUGUCAUGCCCGAGAAGGUGUACUAUGAUUUGCAGAAGCAAGGGUUGCUAUAGACGGCUUGAUGAAGGUCGUGGAAGAGUUGGAUAACGGGGCAUAUGGAUAGAAAAAGAACUGACGAUAUCCUUGACC